UGUUAGCAACACAGCUGUAGCAGCUAAAAUCUCCCCUGCCGAGUCUCUAGCUUCACUGCAGAUCAGGACUAAGGAGAUAAUGGAUGUUUCAAGUCCCAGUGCUGAAGCUUCAUCAAUGGCGGCCAGUUCCAAGCUGUUCUGCUGUAGAUCUGUAAGGCGUUGCAUCCCUCUGGUAUAUAGAGAAGAGCUCUACCACAUUCUGUGCAUGACUGGACCCCUGGUUGCAUCGCGCAUUCUGAAUUAUCUUCUACCAUUUGUUAUAACAAUGUUUUGUGGUCGCCUGGGAAACAGUGUGCUGGCUGGUUAUGGAAUGGCAUCAGCUACGAUAAACAUAACAACAGCAGCUACAGGUGGAGGGCUUGCACUGGCGGCUGACACCCUUAUCUCUCAGACCUUUGGUGGAAAAAAUCUGCUACGUGUUGGUGUCAUCCUGCAAAGAAGUGUCCUGAUCCUCCUGCUCUUCUGUCUGCCCUGUUGGGCUCUACUCAUCAACACCCAACCCAUCCUUCUCUUGCUGGGUCAAGACCCAGAGGUGGCUAGGAUAGCUCAACUCUAUGUGGUUUCUUACUUGCCAGCAGUCCCUGCUAUGUUUUUGCAUCAGUUGCAAGUAGCCUAUCUCCAGAACCAGGGUGUGAUUCUGCCUCAGAUGUAUGCAGCCAUUGCAGCCAACAUUGCCAAUGUGGUGACAAACUACAUCCUUCUCAGCUGGUUGGACCUUGGCUUAUAUGGAUCGGCUGCUGCCAAUACCAUCUCUCAGAUCUAUAUUUGUGUUUUUCUCUAUGUGUACAUUCGCUGGAAGAAACUGCACAUUGACACAUGGGGAGGCUGGUCAUGUGAUUCACUUCAGGAGUGGGAUGGAUACAUGAAGCUGGCCAUCCCUAGUACCAUGAUGUUCUGUUUUGAGUGGUGGAUUUAUGAGGUUGGAGGUUUCUUAGCAGGCAUGCUGAGUGAGUUGGAUCUAGCAGCUCAACAUGCAGUCAUUAUGCUGGCUCUCAUAAACUACAUGUUUCCAUUAGGCAUUCAAGGUGCAGCAUGUGUACAUGUAGGUAAUGCGCUUGGAGCUGGAGAUACUGCUGGAGCAAUCCGUACCAGCAAGGUGUCCCUCACCUGCACAGCUGUAUUGGCUGUUUUGCAGGGUCUUGUGCUUGUGUCAACAAAAACAGUGAUUGGUUUCUUGUUUACUUCAGACAGACAGAUCGUGGCACUCGUUUCCAAACUCUUAAAUGUCUACUGCGUACUCCAGUUCUUUGAUGGUCUUGUUUGUGUCAGCAUGGGUAUUCUCUUGGGUUCUGGGCAGCAGAAGAUUGCAGCUGUAGCUAAUUUCUUUGGGUAUUACUGUAUUGGACUUCCACUCGGCAUCUCUCUCAUGUUUGCUGCAAAAUUAGAUGUUGUAGGCUUUUGGCUCGGACUUCUCAUCUGUGUGUGUGUGCAGUCCAGUUUUUUCAUCGGAGUCAUUUUUAGGCUUAACUGGGAGAGAGUGACCAAAAAGGCAGUGGAACGAGCUGGAAAGAGUAAAGUUUCUGCAGUGACAACUCCUGAUAGUGUUACAAAUGACCUGAUCUGUCCUGUUGGUCCUACAUUGAGACUCAGUGAGAAUGGGGAUGAGUAUAUGGUUGUGAGCUCUCGAGAUCAGGAGGUGGGACACAACAUUACUGUGGUACAAGAGGAGGAAAAGCCCCCAGUGCUGCUCUCUACCUCUCAGCUCAUCCUCAGGAGGGGUCUGAUCACCAUCACUGCUGUUCUUAUCCUAGCUGUUGGGAUAGCUGUUCAUCUCAUUGUGCCUUUGCCAGAUGUGUCUUACAGUGCAGUUGCAAACUUAACUUUGGACUCAAACUUAACCACAACUUCCCCUCUCAUCCAUUCAACAUAUAUGUCCAUUUGAAACCAGUUGUUUGAUGUUUAUAGUUAAUGCAUUAAAUGUUGCAUGGUCAUGAAUUGUUUUUUUAAUCAACAUCAAGAUUCUACACUGAAACAAUUAUUUUGUGGUGAAAUAAAUAUAAGUUAGUUUUAGCUUGAACUUGAAAACAUUAAGUAAAUUCUACAUUUGUACUUAAAUUCAAACAUGUAAAAAUGAAUGCUCUAGCUUAUAAGUAAAAUUACGAAUGAUUGUUUGUUAUCUUUAUGGUGCAUCAUCAUGUACCAAUCCUAAAGUAGAAAACCUUUACAUUUCACAGGUAAAUAAAAUAAGUAAAUUUUAUUUAACUUUUUGAAGCUGGUGUUCUGGGCUUGAAUAAUUAAUGAGCUUGCAUGGUUUCACUGUUUGCAAGUUUAUAUACCCCAUUUUUAUUACUGAUUUUGCUGUUAUUUUUGGUAAUUUCUUGUUUUGUGAAAUCUGAAAAUCAUUUUCUACUUAAAAUUACCUAUUCAUGGUAAAAAAAAUUUUUUUAUUGUUACUGUUUUCAUGUUUUGUGCACCAAGUGUUGAGGUCUGCGUGCGCAGCCCUGUGUUUUGUUUCUUUUGCCUUCAAUGCUUGGUUAUGAUGUUUGAUAAGAUUACGUAGCAUGUAUUACACAGCCUCUAGUGGAAGGCUUCUGUAUGUCAUAUGAUACAUGGUUAAACAUGUGUUUAUAAGGAAAGUUCAAAAUGUGAAAUGCUCCAAUAAGAAGUUUAUUUAAAUUUUACUACAUGUACAUUAGAUUAAGUAAAAGUUACUGUAUUAAUUGAAAUGUGUAAGUUCAAUUUACUUACUUUAAUCAAUAUUAUGUCAUAAAGUUGUACUUAAUUUUACUAGUCAUUGUUUUUCUAGUGUAGGUAAAAAAAAUUAUAUGAAUGCAUAUUUUAGCUGUUGUAAUUGUUCACCAUUUUGUUUUUCUUUAAAAAAAAAAAAAAAUUUCCUUCACUUCUUCAUUUUAAGUCCUCUAGUGUGCCAUACAUUUUCUAAUGUUAUAGAUAAUUUUAUUUGAAAACCUGCAGCUAGAGUCUUAGUGGAAAUACUGUUAUGCUUUUAUGUACAUUUUUUAUUGUCACAUUAUUAUUAACAGCUGAUGAUGAUGCCUUUGACUGUCAUGUUUGACAUUAUCUUGGCGACAAGGACGAAAUGGUCUGUUAUGUCUUAACUUUUUGCCUGGUGAUUUGUGGUGCAGAAAGUAAUUUUUGUGGUCACCUUGAAUGAUGCAAACCCUGUCUACUGUUUGAGUUCUGCAGUGAAGUAAAAUAAAUAUUCAAAAAUCAGGGACUUUUUAAAAAAAAUUUUUUUUACAUUUUACACACAUCUUCUGGCACACAAAGCCUUUAGCACUGAAUCUUUUGUAAACAUCUUACAAUUACAGAUAGCAUUUGCAGUAUAUUAGUCUAUCUGAGUCAUAUUUUACAUUAAUCAGGCUGUGUGUGUGUGUGUGUGUGUGUGUGUGUACCCACUAGGAUAGUCAAACCUGAGAUCACCUACCUUGCAGGGCCCAGCCAGCGGUCACCACAAGGGAAACGGCUUAUUAAACAUACUAAAUAAUGUUUUUUUUUGUUUGUUUUUUUUGAGAAUUUUGAGAAUUUUAAAAUGCAAAAAGGUUUUCUGUGAGGGGUAGGGUUAGGGGAUAGAAAUUAUCGUUAGAUCUGUAUAAAAUCCAUGUAAGUCUAUGGAGAGUCCCCACAAUGAUAUAAAAAUAUAGUGUGUGUGUGUAAUUAAAGGUAUAAAUAUAAAAUGCAGAAAAUUAACAAUGUUGAAUAAAAUUGUCUUCUAAUGACAAAUAAAUGUCCAGAGAUUGUCUUAUUGAGCAAGAAAAAAUUUAUUUCUUU
This is a messenger RNA of Myxocyprinus asiaticus (Chinese sucker), 3729 nucleotides long. RefSeq names its product multidrug and toxin extrusion protein 1-like. The record is from RefSeq and is a predicted model, not a curated record. The transcript has 17 exons. Gene Ontology annotation, cellular component: membrane. Gene Ontology annotation, molecular function: xenobiotic transmembrane transporter activity; antiporter activity. Lineage: Eukaryota; Metazoa; Chordata; Actinopteri; Cypriniformes; Catostomidae. Bases 80 to 1882 code for a protein of 600 amino acids. Gene Ontology annotation, biological process: xenobiotic detoxification by transmembrane export across the plasma membrane.